Tupaia belangeri chinensis (Chinese tree shrew) is the source of this 732-nucleotide messenger RNA. Its product is annotated as protein FAM136A-like. The transcript has a single exon. Gene Ontology annotation, cellular component: cytoplasm. Bases 181 to 732 code for a protein of 183 amino acids. NCBI's taxonomy places the organism in Eukaryota, Metazoa, Chordata, Mammalia, Scandentia, Tupaiidae. The record is from RefSeq and is a predicted model, not a curated record.
UCCAGUUUAUUCUUUUAAAGGGAAAUGGAGGAAGGAGAAGUGGAAUACAAAGCCAGUUGUUUUCAGAUGUUAAUCAGCUGAAGAUAUGAAGACACCUGGCAUCAUGUAGUUCUAUGUAAAUUUUCUCUAAUCUUCUUGGGCUGAUAUUGAUUAACACAUGUGGCUUCUUUUAUCCUGAUAAUGCCUUACAGUUUCAGAAACACAGAGGCAGCCAGAACAUUCACACGUUGGGGGUGGGCCGAGCGCCAGGUCCAGGUGGGCGCCAGCCCCGCACAGUGUUGGGUAGCCAUGGCUGAGCUGCAGCAGCUCUGGGUCCAGGAAGAGGUGGACUCCACGGUAAAGAGUCUGGAGCAAGAGAACCUCUGGAAGAUGCUGGACCUCCUGUUCCGGUGCAGCAUGGGCUCUUGUGAGGACAACCAGGCGUCCAUGCAGCAGGUGCACCAAUGCGUCGAGCGCUGCCAUGCACCUCUGGCCCAAGCCCAGGCCUUGGUGAUCAAAGAGCUGGAGAAGUUCCAGGACCGCCUGGCCCAGUGCACCACGCAUUGCAACAACAAAGCCAAAGAUUCCAUAGACGCAGGGAGCAAGGUGCCUCAGGGGAAGCGGCAGCUGGACAGUUGCGUGUCCAGGUAUGGGGAUGACCACGUGCACCUGAUCCUGACCAUGACCUGGAAGAUGAAAGAAUCACUGUCAAAUCACUGUCAUCUAUGGGGAAAUAAAAGUCCUUGCCAGUGA